Syzygium oleosum is the source of this 1685-nucleotide messenger RNA. RefSeq lists its product as uncharacterized. Lineage: Eukaryota; Viridiplantae; Streptophyta; Magnoliopsida; Myrtales; Myrtaceae. Bases 238 to 1509 code for a protein of 423 amino acids. The record is from RefSeq and is a predicted model, not a curated record. The transcript is spliced from 9 exons.
UACAGGAGAUGGCUUAAGUAGGAGGACAAGCGAAAGUCCACCCUCCUCCUCCUUCUCCUUCUCUGCUUGCUUGGCGGGAGGACUCCACCUGGCGAGGGCGCCAUCUGCUCCAUGCGCAGCAUCCUUCAUGCCAAUGUAAAACCACCGCCGCCGUCUCUCUCUCUCUCUCUCUCUCUGUGUGAGUGAGUUCGUGUUGUGGAGGCUUGAUUUGGAGCUCAAUCUGCGAAGAACUCGAUCAUGGGUGGCGAAGUCGUCGACUCCGUCGUCUCCAGCGGCUCUCUAUCCGAAGGCGAAGUGUCACUGGACGAGGGCUUCGCUUCGCAAGUUCCCACUCAUUUCAGGGAUGGUCUCAGCGGGAAAAUUGGGAGUGGAACUAUGAAGAAAGAUGAUGUUUAUGGACUUGGGGAUUUUGAGGAGGAGGAUGGCUUGUUUUCUUCUGCUCUAGAAUCUGAAGUUUACUUGCGAAGGAGGAGUAGCGCUUAUAGGGAAGUGCUGGGGAGCUAUGACGACUCGCGGGUUCAUAUCGAAAAUCUGGGUCACGCGAAAAGCAAGAUUCUGAGCUACUACCCUGGAGCAUGGAUCGAGGAAGUAGGCGGUACAAAACCUUUUGACUAUAAUGUGCCAAAGAUGACGUCCCUCCUCUUGAUUGGUCCAAGAGGGUCUGGAAAAAGCAGUCUUGUCAAUAGGAUAUCCAAGUUGCUCGAUGAUGAUAAAUUUGCCUCAGAAAGAGCCCAAGUGUCAUAUAAUUCUUCUGCGGGAGAUGGGACAUACUUCCUCCAGGAGUACAUGAUUCCAAGAGGUUCAACAUCCUUCUGUCUCUACGAUACCCGUAGUCUGUCUACUGACCCCUCCGAAGACAGUAAAAUCAUCAAGCAAUGGAUGACAAAAGGUGUUCGUCAUGGUGAACUUGUCAUCAGGGAAUCAGAUGAUUCAAGUUUAAGGAGGAGAAUGAGGUGCAAAGCUCGCGGGAGUUGCCGUCCAUUCUCAGUUAUAAGGAGGGUGAAUUUUGUGAUAUUUGUCAUUAACGGCCUAACAGUUCUCAAAUCCAUGGACAGUAACCAUGAUGGCCAAUCUCAGUACAUGCAGUUGAUUGCGAAUACCUAUAAUUGCCCAUACUUGUCAUUUAAAGAUGACAAGCCUGUUGUAGUUUUCACACAUGGCGAUCUACUUUCAAUCACUGAACGUGCUCGUUUUCGUGUACACCUGGGAGAGCUGUUUGGCAUCCCUCCUGCAAAACAAAUUUUUGAUAUUCCAGAUAACUCCGAUCUUUUAACGCAAUUCACCAUUGUUGACAUGCUGCGUUAUUGCCUUGAACAUGCUGAUAGAAAUCUUCCUCGUAAGACUUGGAUGUUGAAAAAGGUGUGGAGAGUGCCAGUCUCAGCAUGCUUUUAUCUGGCCCUUAUUGUCGGAAUCGCUAUCAUCGCAGCCUGCAUAAAAAGAACACACCAUGUACAUAAAUCAAAGAUUCACAUCGAUUGGCCUAAAAUUCGGCAUAUGUGGCUGGAAUGAGAAGAUUGCUUUAAUCGUUGCUGCAUCGUCUGCCCCACUCCCACACCUGUGAAUCUGAAGCAAUCACCAAAUGUUUAUUCAUAUAAGACCAGUUGUUGUACAUAUGAGUACCUGCAGAAACUUUAAUAUGCGUGGUUAUGAACAGUUCUUCGUAAUGUAUAAAUUGUAUUUAUGUA